AUGCCGCAAUCCUCCGACGCGUGCGCCGCCCUCCCGCAGGCCUGGCGCUUCGCCGGCGCCGUCGCCAAUGGCCGCCACCCGCUCUCGACGCUCAUCGCGCCCGCGCUCUGGCUCGUCGACGCCGUGCUGUGCUGCCUGGUCAUCUGGAAGGUCCCGUACACCGAGAUCGACUGGGUGGCGUACAUGGAGCAGGUCGCCCAGUUUGUCUCGGGACAGCGCGACUACACCAAGAUGGAGGGCGGUACGGGGCCGCUCGUGUACCCGGCCGCGCAUGUGUACACGUACACGGGGCUCUACUACCUGACGGACCGUGGCGAGAACAUCAUGCUCGCGCAGAAGCUCUUUGCCGUCCUCUACAUGGCCACACUUGCGCUGGUGAUGCUGUGCUAUCGCCAGGCCAAGGCUCCGCCGUACCUCCUCCCGCUCCUGAUUCUGUCGAAACGCCUGCAUAGCGUCUUUGUCCUGCGGUGCUUCAACGACUGCUUCGCCGUCUUCUUCCUAUGGCUCGCCAUCUUCUUCUUCCAGCGCAGGCACUGGACCUUGGGCAGCCUGGUGUACAGCUGGGGCCUCGGCAUCAAGAUGUCGCUGCUGCUCGUGCUCCCGGCCGUCGCUGUCCUACUCUUCCUCGGCCGGGGCCUUUGGGGCAGUCUACGGCUGGCCUGGCUCAUGGCGCAGGUGCAGCUUGCCAUGGCCAUUCCGUUCCUGGCGACCAACUGGCGGGGAUACUUGGGACGGGCGUUUGAGCUUUCGCGGCAGUUCAAGUUUGAGUGGACCGUCAAUUGGCGAAUGCUCGGCGAGGACGUUUUUCUCAGCAAGUCCUUUUCACUGGCGCUACUCGCCUUGCAUGCCAUCGUCCUCUCCAUCUUUGUCACGACGAGAUGGAUGCGGCCUGCACAGCAACCCUUGCCCGCCAUGAUCCGCGCCAUGCUCCAGGGCAAAUCUCCCUUUACGCAGCAGGAAGAAGGCCGCGUGUCGAACCGGGUCACCCCCGCGUACGUCAUGACGGCCGUGCUCUCUGCCAACGUGAUCGGGCUGCUGUUUGCGCGGUCUCUUCACUACCAAUUCUAUGCGUACCUCGCCUGGUCGACGCCGUACUUGCUAUGGGUGGCCUUGCCGCAUCCGCUGCUCGUCUUCCCGCUCUGGCUCGCGCAGGAAUGGGCCUGGAACGUUUUUCCGAGUACCGACGUCAGCUCGUCCGUCGUGGUCAACGUUCUCUUGAUCACAGUCGUUUCAGUGUACAUGAGUACCGCGAAAGAUGGUGACUCGGAGGCGCGGCGGAUAGCGAUAGAGGAGAAGAGCAAAUGA
Messenger RNA from Hirsutella rhossiliensis, 1305 nucleotides. RefSeq names its product ALG3 protein. Gene Ontology annotation, molecular function: dol-P-Man:Man(5)GlcNAc(2)-PP-Dol alpha-1,3-mannosyltransferase activity. The coding region runs from base 1 to 1305 and encodes 434 amino acids. Gene Ontology annotation, cellular component: endoplasmic reticulum. The transcript has 3 exons. NCBI's taxonomy places the organism in Eukaryota, Fungi, Ascomycota, Sordariomycetes, Hypocreales, Ophiocordycipitaceae. The record is from RefSeq and is a predicted model, not a curated record.